This is a messenger RNA of Xiphophorus hellerii (green swordtail), 2620 nucleotides long. Its product is annotated as specifically androgen-regulated gene protein. The transcript has 4 exons. The record is from RefSeq and is a predicted model, not a curated record. The coding region runs from base 290 to 2341 and encodes 683 amino acids. NCBI's taxonomy places the organism in Eukaryota, Metazoa, Chordata, Actinopteri, Cyprinodontiformes, Poeciliidae.
UACCUGUCUGUACUCCUGAAGGUGGGUUGACACCUGUACGGUCAGCACCUUGCGCAGUUUUGUUUCCAGGAACAGCCCCCAGCUGUGCGAGGUUUUAUGUCUGCUAUGGACUGAGAGUGGACAACAGCCUUGUGUGUGUCUGUGAGGACAAAGAGUACCGAAGUUGCUGCGGAAUAUAAAACUUUCUGUGCGCCCUCAGAUUCUCUCCCAGAGAGGCUUCAAGUGAGAUUUACACAAGCAAGACUGGAUAGUGACACAUAGGUCCAGCACUAACGCACGUCUUCAUGCAAUGUCGAAGAGUGGCACAUGGCCAGGCAACGUUGCCAUGGAGUCAUUGAGUAACAUGGACAGUGCAGGGAGCUAUGACAGUGUAAUCAGCACAAACUCUGCCUGGGUGAGUGGCGUUAGCGAGGAUAGUAUGGAGUACCUAUCUGCUGAAGAGAAGGCAUGUCUGAUGUUUCUGGAGGAAACAAUCGAAGCACUGGAAGUGCAGGAAGACAGUGGCUUAUCAAAUGACGAGCCAGACAUGUGGUCAAAGACGGAGCCACAAGAUCAGAUAAGAAGUAAUGAUGUUCCCACUGAAAUGCUCAAAUCAGGAAGUCUCAGGAUAUCCACCCUAAGUCCCCACACAACAGCAGAUUCUCCAUCUGCUGGAUUAACCACAGAGUGUGGAACUGAGCAUCACGCUGCAAAUCAAAACUCCAACCCACAAUCUGCUUCCACGUCUGCAGUUGGCAUGAAAGAUGUUAAAACAGAGGACCUGGGAGUUGAAACUGAUCCUUUGGUGUCUAACUCUGGCUACACAACCUCAUCAUCAGAUAAAACAGUUGACGUUUCAAAGUUGGAUGGAGAUCUUGUGCUUGAGAAUGUCACAAAUUCUGGAGAUGCCUCAGAGAAUGAUCUGGAUAUAAUCCCUCCACCAACAGACUUCAGAGAUGAACCAGAACCGGACUUGUUACCAGAAGCCAUGACGGUGGUCCCGCCACCAGCAGCCAUGACCAUGGAGGCCAUGACCGUGGUCCCACCACCGGAGACCAUGACAGUGGUCCCACCACCGGAGACCAUGACAGUGGUCCCAGUACCGGAGACCAUGACCGUGGAGGCCAUGACUGUGGUCCCGCCACCAGAGACCAUAACUGUGGAGGCCAUGACCAUGAUCCCGCCACUGGAGACCAUGACCGUGGUCCCGCCACCAGCAGCCAUGACCGUGGAGGCCACGUCUGUGGUCCUGCCACCGGAGGCCACAGCCCCAGCCCCACCAUCAAACGGCUUCACAAAGCAAAAACAAACUGUUGAUGUGGAGCAGAUGCGCAUGAGAGCCUCUGUGAAGAGAUCUGUUGUAGACUCUUCUGCUGCUGAGGAUUCUUCUAGCAAAGCCUCAGAAGUUGCUUCACUUUUACCUCAAAUGAAUCCCCCUACUGAGCCUUCAGAGCCCAGAAACCCACCUGCUGUGGCCCCAAAACCUAAGAAGCUACCUUCAAGCAUUAUUUUAAAGUCACCAAAGACACCAACACUUGUCUCUCAUGGAAACCCAGGGCAUUCGGUACCCUCCCACAGUGACAGGAUGUUGUUGGACCCUCAGAAGGUUCACAUGGAGGCCCUCAAAAAGCUUGGACUGCUUAAAGACAACAAGGAGGAAGCAAGUCGUGCUGUAAGCCCUAAGAUUUCUCUGAAAUCUGCUUCAUACAAAUGGUCACCAGCGAGCUCCUCUCCUCCAGUCAGUCCUGCUGCUCUUCUCACACCCCCUGUAACACCAUCUCUUACCCCAUUCAUUAGUCCCCUACAAGCCAUUGUACCCCAACAGUCUGUGCAGGCUCCUAUUGUGCCACCAUCAGCUUCUUCAGCAUCUCCUCCCAUUGAGGAUGCUGAUAUCCUCCCAGCACCUGCAGCUUUCAGCGAUGGAUUUGGGCCUUCAGGUGAUGAACUUCCUGCUGUCACAGAGGCCCCUUUCAGUACCCUGCCUAACACAUCGCCACCGAAGGUGAUCAGUAUGAAAUCGGCAACCUUGGAGAGAUCUGGUUUGGGUCUGAGCAGCCAAAUGUUCAAUCGGAGCUUAUUGGAGAUAACCGAUGGCGAGCAAGAUCCAAAGCACCUGCGCAACACUCGACCAAGACCUGCCUCUCUGGGGACUAGGAAAGACUUUUCUCACACUAAAGGUGAGGGUUUGGUGGCAAGCGGAACGUCAGAAUCCCAGAAGCCCCAACCUACACAGGCAUUCCACCGCAGAGAGUCUUCUAAACUGCCUCGAUCUCAAGGCAUCAGCGUGAUGAUCUGCCCCCGCGCAGAGAAUGAAGAGGACCGGCGCCAGGCCCUGAAGAAGCUGGGACUGCUCAGAGACUAACUUCCAAAUGUACCUUUAUAUAUUGUAAAAGGACUGAUGCAGACUGUAUCUGGGUUUAAAAUGCUGAAGGAGUGCCUUAACCACAUUCUUAUGCGUCUGUUUUCCAGUGAAUACCAUGUGGUUGACUGUAUCUGUGUUUCCUUUGACCAUCGAAAUGUCAAAAUUAGUGUAUUUCACAAAACUGCAAUGAAAAUUUUUUUUGCAUCACACAAGUCAUGUGAUCAACAACUGAAUGUUACUACUUGUAGAAAAGAUUAAAACAGAAAGUUGUAGGAGGAU